This is a messenger RNA of Arabidopsis thaliana (thale cress), 1274 nucleotides long. It is a transcript of the gene UMAMIT26, whose product is annotated as nodulin MtN21 /EamA-like transporter family protein. The transcript has 6 exons. Bases 64 to 1077 code for a protein of 337 amino acids. Gene Ontology annotation, molecular function: transmembrane transporter activity. Gene Ontology annotation, cellular component: membrane. Gene Ontology annotation, biological process: transmembrane transport. Lineage: Eukaryota; Viridiplantae; Streptophyta; Magnoliopsida; Brassicales; Brassicaceae. The record is from RefSeq and is marked reviewed.
UUUCAAUUCUUUUUAACGCACAUACACCAAAUGACAUAGAAAGAAAGAGAGGACGAGAGAGGGAUGGGUGAGGAUAUGCGAGUAGUGAAAGUAGAAUCAAAAUGGCCACCGAUAAUAGUAAUGGUAAUAUCACAAGUAGCAAUGGGUUCGGUGAAUGCACUUGUGAAGAAAGCUCUUGAUGUUGGUGUGAACCAUAUGAUCAUUGGUGCUUAUCGAAUUGCUAUUUCCUCUUUCAUUCUGGCUCCUAUCGCCUAUAUUUUGGAAAGGGAAAUAAUACCGGAAAUAACGUUUAGGCUAAUGGUCGAUCAUUUCAUCAGUGGAUUGCUCGGGGCGAGUUUGAUGCAAUUUUUCUAUUUGCUUGGUCUGUCUUACACGUCAGCAACUGUUGCGUGUGCUUUGGUAAGCUUGAUGCCUGCAAUCACCUUUGCUUUCGCUCUUAUUUUGAGGACUGAAAAGAUAAAAAGUCUAAGAACCCAAGCAGGAAUGAUAAAAGUGAUGGGAACUAUUAUAUGUAUAAGUGGAGCUUUGUUCUUAACAUUUUACAAAGGCCCUCAUAUAUCAAACUCUCACUCUCACCAAGAGGCUCUUCCUCACAACAACAACAGCGAUCACAACACAAAGAAUUGGCUUCUUGGAUGUCUCUACUUAACCAUAGGAACCGUGUUGAUAUCUCUAUGGAUUUUGUUUCAAGGGACUUUAAGCAUCAAGUACCCUUGCAAAUUCUCAAGCACUUGUCUCAUGUCAAUUUUCGCAGCUUUUCAAUGUGCUCUAUUGAGUCUUUACAAGAGUAGAGAUGUUAAAGAUUGGAUCAUCGAUGAUAGAUUUGUGAUCGGUGUCAUCGUAUAUGCUGGAGUGAUAGGACAAGCAAUGUCGACGGUAUCAGUGACAUGGGGGGUGAAGAAAUUAGGAGCUGUUUUCGUAUCAGCAAUUAUGCCAAUAGCUCUCAUUUCGGCUAGUCUAUUCGAUUUCAUAAUCUUACACACUCCUUUAUACCUCGGAAGUCUGAUUGGAUCAGUAGGGACAAUAACAGGUCUCUACGUGUUCUUGUGGGGUAAGAACAAAGAUAUGGAAGCAUAACUACAUUGUCUUCUCUAAUGAAUAACGAAGACCAAAAUUAAAUAUUAGUGUCGUAUUAUUGUUCUUAGUUUCAAAACCUCUGUUUCUUGGAUUUUUUUUUUUUUUUGUGUGUGUGUUGCUUUUAAAUGUAUCAAUGUGUUGCUAAAACAGUCUGAAAGGGUAAUUUUAUGUGAUAUGGACUGUAAUUUUUCGAAAAG